UAGGUCUUAUUUAUGUUCAGUUGCCGCAAGUGGCCGCAAGUUGAAAUCAUCAGGUUGAAGUAGAAAGAAAUCUUUCUUGGAGAAUUCGCCAAUUUGUGAUAUCGUGUUACAUUUCACUCACAGCAAGUGUUGACGUUCAGAAGUUUCGGCCACAUUCAUUUCACACUCAAGAGUUCAUUAUCUUUACCGUUGUGUCUUCGUGUCUUCGAGACACCUCGGCGUGCCAUAGCACGUGGUUACUGUAUUAAAUAGGGUCUACAUCGCGACCUCAUGGAGCCAAACGAAGGGAACGCAGACGAUACAACGCAGUUACAGUUGAAAUUCGUUACCAAGCAAGAGCAAUUUGCAGUUCCAGACACUGUGUAUGCUGUUCCUGCUACUCUUCAUUCCUGGGGCUUAAAUAAUUUGAUAAAUGAUGUUUUGAAAUCAACAAAGGCAGACCAUGAACAAGUCAAGUUUGAUUUCCUUAUCAAUGGGGAACUCUUACGUGCCAGAUUGAAUACUCAUUUCAAAAACCAUGAGUUACCCACAGAAGCAAUUCAUACGGUUGAAUAUCUGGAGGCUCGGCCAGCUCCCGAACCGCAAGAUUGUCUCCUUCAUGAUGAUUGGGUUGCAGCUAUUCAUCAUCAGAAGAAUUGGAUCUUAACUGGUUGCUAUGACAAUACCCUGCAUAUCUGGAAUAAAAAAGGAGAGCACAAACUCACCAUACCUGGGCAUUCCGGUGCAGUGAAAGCCGUCUCGUGGAUCACAGUCAACAAUGAUUCUGCCUUGUUCGCCAGUGGAGGAGCUGACCAAACUGUUAUGCUGUGGGAGUGGAAUAUAAGGAAGAACUCAGUUGAAUGCGUCCAUGUUUGCCGUGGUCAUGAACGCUCUAUUGAAUGUCUCACUAUAAAUUUAGAUGCAACAAAAAUUGUAUCAUCUGGAUGGGAUAAUUUAAUCAAAAUUUGGAAUGCAGAAAUGCAGUCUUCAGUAGAAGGAGAACCCGAGAAAAAAAAGUUCAAAAGCUCCGACAAGAAUCAUAUCCGAACACCGGUAAUGACUCUAAAAGGCCACAAAGAAGCAGUGUCAGCUAUUAGGUGGAUUGCGGAAGAUGAAAUUGUCACCUCAUCGUGGGAUCAUACCUUGAAAUUUUGGGACGUCACACUGGGUGGUGUGAAAUCCGAGUUGGCUGGAAACAAGGCCUUUUUUGAUCUAGAUUACUCACAUCUCAACAAACUUAUAAUCACUGCUUCGGCUGACCGACACAUUAGAUUGUAUGACCCUCGAUCUACAGAGGGACUCUUAGUGAAAAGUACCUUUACUCACCACACACAAUGGGUGCCUUGCGUCAGGUGGUCGACAACAAAUGAAUAUCUUUUCGUCUCCGGGUCCUAUGAUCAGCAAGUGAAACUUUGGGACACAAGGAGUCCGAAAACCUCGCUUUAUGACAUGACAGGGCACACUGAUAAAGUUCUUAGCUGUGAUUGGUCCGAUCCAGAACUGAUACUUUCUGGUGGAGCAGAUAACACUUUGCGAUUAUUCAAAUUCACCGGCUAGACUAAAGAAAUUUGAGCUCUCAUCGUUGAGAUACUGUAAUAAUCAACUUUAGAGAAGCCCACCGAAAAGCUCUCUAAGUUCUUAUGUAUAAUAAGUGAGUUCAUGUUAAUGACUUGAAUUGAAACAACUUCCCUGAAAUGAACACAAGAAAAGAAAAUUUCAAGGAAACUCCUUCCAUUUACAAAUACUGAUGGUAUAGCUUAGUUCGUAUGGACUAACAAACAAACUCUGAUGCUGCCACAGCUAAGUCCCUAUGAACUAAUUUUGAAUAAACAAGUUCAGUGAUCUCCUCUACAGUUGAAUGCAAACCUAUCAUUUGGUUUCUGAAAACCUGUCUCAUAAUCAGUUGCCAAACUGACUCCACCGAUUUUGCAGUACAUGUUUAUAAAAAGUUUAGAGGAAGCGAUCAUAGCUUUUCAAGGUGAAGUUACAUGCUAUUUUGCUGCCCUUUAUCAGUAGAGGAUACAUGCAACUACCUCUCAAAUUGAGGAAACUAUGCUUACAAGUUUCCUUUUCACCCUUUCUCAUUUUAACUAGCUCAUCAAUUCAACAGUCGAUCCUGAAGAGAAUGUUGGCAACAAAAUGGGCCCGUUGCACGCAAGGAAUACUGCUAAGCGAACAGACUUGCCGCAGGUGAAAUCACACAAAAAUCACAUUGGGCACAUAAAUCACUGUUUUUAGUACUGUGUCUCUUGCGUACAACUGGCCUGUUUCAGUUUUGGGAAAUGAGAAAAACUCUAUUUUGUUCGACCAAUAAAUUAAAAUGCCAAAAUCACUUAAGCAACGUAGAAAAGAACUGCAGAAGCAUCAUGAAACUCAAAGAAUCCGGUCUCUAAAACAAGAUACCUAGUAAAGUUUAUCUUGACGAGCAACUUUUGCUUCCUGUCACAUUUUUUAUCAAAAUAAAAAAACAGAGUUUUAUUCUUA
Molecule: messenger RNA, 2463 nt
Organism: Bemisia tabaci
Lineage: Eukaryota; Metazoa; Arthropoda; Insecta; Hemiptera; Aleyrodidae
Product: ribosome biogenesis protein WDR12 homolog
Biological process (GO): ribosome biogenesis
Molecular function (GO): protein binding
Source: RefSeq, a predicted model, not a curated record